Molecule: messenger RNA, 801 nt
Organism: Penaeus chinensis
Lineage: Eukaryota; Metazoa; Arthropoda; Malacostraca; Decapoda; Penaeidae
Exons: 5
Coding region: 1-762 (253 amino acids)
Source: RefSeq, a predicted model, not a curated record
AUGACGUCAUACAGAGAGACUUGUUGGUUACCUGCCCUGUCGUCCGUCGACCAGUAUAUGAAAUACAUUGGCGCAUCGUUUCCACUCCACCCUCUCCACCUCGAACCGUCUCCCUCCGCCUCCCCCCUCAAGGCCCAGCUCGGCGGGUGGCUGGGCGCUCCCGAAGACGGCAAGAAGUUCCUGUGCCUCGACGAGAGGUUCCGCCUCGACCGGAACGACUGCGUGGUCCUCUCCUUCGGCGUCAACAACGAGUGGUCUUUCGAGGAUGACGCCGAGAGCCUGGGCUGCAAGGUCUACGCCUUCGACCCCUCUAUGGGCGCGCAGGACCACGAGAGAUCGCCCAGCAUCCGUUUCUUCAGCCUCGGCAUCUCGGAUUACCAGGGCGAGAUGAACGUCAGUCAGCUGAUCGACAUCAGAGCAGGAAGAGCGAAGGAGCUCCCCGUCGACCGCUACGAGAACAUCGUCCGGCGUCUGGGACUCGAAGGCCGCGUCAUCGACUACGUCAAGAUGGACAUCGAACUCGCCGAGCUGGACGUCCUGCGCGAUCUGCUGGACAACUCGCCUCGCCUCCUCAGGAACAUCAACCAGAUCGCGUUCGAAGUCCACCACGACCUGAUGGAAGGCAGGAUGCGAGCGGGCAGCAACGUGCAGGAUUUCUGGACGCUUUUCCACCGCCUCGAAUGCGCUGGCUUCCGGAUCCUCCAUUCGCACAAGACCUGGAAAUGGCAGGAAAUGGUGUGGGCGAGAGAUGGUGUAAUGUGAUUGAAUUUUUAUUUUCAUUAUUUUUUGUAAAUUUGCUGU